Molecule: messenger RNA, 1954 nt
Organism: Nothobranchius furzeri (turquoise killifish)
Lineage: Eukaryota; Metazoa; Chordata; Actinopteri; Cyprinodontiformes; Nothobranchiidae
Product: rho-related GTP-binding protein RhoC
Biological process (GO): small GTPase-mediated signal transduction
Cellular component (GO): cytosol
Molecular function (GO): GTPase activity; GTP binding; protein kinase binding
Source: RefSeq, a predicted model, not a curated record
CACCGGGCUUCAGCUCUCGCCGCAGCCUACUUUUAUUGAGCGCAGGAGCAAGUAGAAGUCUGUUUAGUCUGUCUGUGCUGCAGUUUCUCGAAACCGAGGGGGGUGGGUGGGAAAAAAGGAAAAAGAGACUGAAGUUUGUUUCGAAAACCCUCUCGCCUGGCAGAAAUGACGACCAUUCGGAAGAAGUUGGUGAUUGUUGGGGAUGGAGCUUGUGGGAAAACGUGUCUUCUCAUCGUCUUCAGCAAGGACCAGUUUCCUGAGGUCUACGUCCCAACCGUGUUUGAAAACUACAUUGCUGAUAUUGAAGUUGAUGGAAAACAGGUCGAGUUGGCAUUGUGGGAUACCGCAGGCCAAGAGGACUACGACAGAUUGAGGCCCCUCUCCUAUCCGGACACAGAUGUCAUUCUAAUGUGCUUCUCCUUAGACAGUCCAGACAGUUUAGCUAAUAUCCCUGAAAAAUGGACACCUGAGGUGAAGCACUUCUGUCCCAAUGUUCCCAUUAUCCUUGUGGGGAAUAAGAAGGACCUGAGGCAUGAUGAAAACACACGGCGAGAUCUGGCCAAGGUGAAGCAGGAGCCGGUGAAGACCGAGGAAGGAAGAGACAUGGCCAGCAGGAUCAGCGCUUUUGGCUACUUGGAGUGCUCUGCCAAGACGAACGAAGGAGUGCGGGAAGUGUUCGAGUUAGCCACUACAGCAGCGUUGCAGGUUCGCAAGUGCAAGCCGGGAAGAGGCUGUACACUUCUGUGAGCUGUCCAGAACCUGACACCAUCAGAAACCAAGACACGUGAAAAGAACUGACCUGUUACCAAAUGGAUCUUUGUACUGUAUCGUUAAAACGGCUAAUUAACAGAAUACAACAAACCUAGAACAGGUUAAGGACUUGGCUGUAUUACAACUGUGGUUAAAAAUAGAAAAAAAGUUAUAUUUAAGCAUCCUUAUCGGUUUGUUUCUUUUAAUCUUUCUGCGUGACCCUCACCCCAAAUGUGUAACAUGACAGGGCUAUGAAAGGUGCACAGAUAAAAGCAGUAAUGUCUUUCACAAGCUUUGAGUUUUGCAUCCUUCUUGGCUAAUCUGCUUUCUAUGGAUGAGGUUUUGUGUCCUUUUAGUGGUUUUAAGGGAUGAAAAUAAUGACUUAAGUUUCUACGCUACUUAUGUAGCAUCUGUUUGUAAAUCAGCCACCAUUUCAGCUGUAAAUUCAAAGCAAAUCCUAAACUAAGCCAUAGCCUUUGGUGCUGCUGAUAACAGGGAAAAAAGUUGCUGGUGUCACUUCAGCAGGCAGGAAAAUCCCCCUCAUUGUUCGUUUCCAGUUUACUCAGGAUGAAGCCAGACCGCCACUUCCAUCAUGACGUAAAUGAUCUGCAGGGGCGUGAGCUUUCUAUUCUGCAUCAGAAUAUUUUAGUCGUCUCCCAUAAAUGUUGUAAAGCUGUGCAGCGACGUUAGACGCACAAGCCAGUGUGACUCAUCCUUGAACAGCUGUCUGAAUCAACAGAAUGGUGCAUUAUCUGAGAGAUCAAACAAGGGACUGUGUUUACUUCUUCCGCUACCGUUCAACUGAGUCACAGCUACCAGUUACCCAGUUAGCACAAGUAUGAAAACAAAACACGUCCUGUUUGCGCGCAGCACGUUUCCAGUAAGACAUUUUUUUUAAGUUCUGAGAAGAGCUGAAAAGAGAUUGAACAGUUUUGUUCCCUCCCCGACCAGACCGACCGACCGACUGCUUUGUGGAGACUCGAUACCGGCUGCUACAGUAAAGUUAUUGAUGCGCUUCGGCUUGGCUUGGCUUUUUGAAAAUGCUUUAAAAUUUUCCAAAGUAUUGUAAGAAAGUGAGCAGCAAACAUCUGAUGAAUCAAGAGAGAGAUGACACAGAUUUAGGUCGUGAAGGUCUGCAUUAAAGUUUUUAAUUGUAAUGUAUGAAUCAAAAUAAGUUGAUACAUUAAACACAAGUGGCCAUUGA